AUGAGGAACCUGCCGAUCCUCCUCCUCUCCCUCUGCUGGAGCCUGGGGCGGGUGAAAGGUGUCCAUCCAGAAUGCGGAUUUCAGCUGGAGAUUCAUAAGGAGGAAACAAGGUGCAUGGAACUUCUAAAGAAUGCAAAGCCAAUGGACUACAAAGGAUGUGUUGGAGUUUGGGAUAACAUCACCUGUUGGCGUCCUGCAAAGAUUGGAGAGACUGUCACUGUCCCUUGUCCAAAAGUAUUUAGCUUUUUUUCUGGCAAACCAGGAAAUAUCAGCAAAAAUUGUACGAGUAAUGGAUGGUCAGAUAUUUUUCCUGACAUCUUAAGUACUUGUGGAUAUAAUGACUAUGAGGAUGAUUAUAAGGACAACUUCUAUGUAAGGGUGAAGGCAAUUUAUACCCUUGGACACAGCGUAUCUCUGAUUGCUCUUACAACAGGAAGUAUAAUUCUUUGCCUUUUCAGAAAACUUCAUUGUACUCGGAACUACAUCCAUCUGAACCUGUUCCUCUCUUUCAUUCUAAGAGCAAUCUCUGUUUUAGUCAAGGAUGAUAUUCUCUAUUCCAGCUCCAACACAGCUCACUGUCCAGAGGAUCAAACCUCAUGGGUGAGCUGCAAGGCUAUUUUGGUGUUUUUUCAGUAUGGUGUUAUGGCAAACUUUUACUGGCUCUUAGUCGAAGGACUUUACCUCCACAUCCUCCUUGUGUUAAUAUUCUCCCCCAACAGACACUUCACAAUAUACCUUCUGAUUGGAUGGGGAAUUCCUACCAUAUUCAUUAUUACAUGGACAGUGACACGGAUCAUUUUAGAGGACACUGGUUGCUGGGAUACAAAUGAGCAUGGUGGUCCCUGGUGGGUUAUACGAAUACCAAUUUUAAUUUCUAUUAUAGUAAAUUUUAUACUUUUCAUUAGUAUUAUAAGAAUCUUACUGCAGAAGUUAAGAUCUCCAGAUGUUGGAGGAAAUGACCAGUCACAGUACAAGAGACUUGCAAAAUCCACGUUGUUGCUUAUUCCAUUAUUUGGAGUUCACUACACAGUGUUUGCUCUAUUUCCUGACCGCAGUUCCAAUAAUUAUAAAAUAAUCUUUGAGUUGUGUUUGGGAUCUUUUCAGGGGUUGAUUGUUGCAGUCCUGUAUUGUUUUUUGAACAGUGAAGUACAAGGGGAGCUGAAAAGAAAAUGGCGGAGUUUGUGCUGGAAGCAGACAGCGGGCAGAGAUUACAGACUCCACAGCUCUUCGAUUUCUCGAAAUGGAUCAGAAAGCGUUUCUCAGCUCCACCGGGAUUCAAGGGCUCAGUCAUUUAUGCAGACAGAGACCACCAUGAUAUAA
Messenger RNA from Gavia stellata (red-throated loon), 1320 nucleotides. RefSeq names its product vasoactive intestinal peptide receptor 2 (gene VIPR2). Gene Ontology annotation, cellular component: plasma membrane. Gene Ontology annotation, biological process: adenylate cyclase-modulating G protein-coupled receptor signaling pathway; cell surface receptor signaling pathway. Gene Ontology annotation, molecular function: peptide hormone binding; vasoactive intestinal polypeptide receptor activity; G protein-coupled peptide receptor activity. NCBI's taxonomy places the organism in Eukaryota, Metazoa, Chordata, Aves, Gaviiformes, Gaviidae. The record is from RefSeq and is a predicted model, not a curated record. The transcript has 13 exons. The coding region runs from base 1 to 1320 and encodes 439 amino acids.